GUAUCUGAAGUUAUCCCCCCACUUGCAAUAUUUCCAGAAAAUAGCAACAAAACCCUGGUGGUUCAGAGAGCAAAAGGAAAAGAAAAAGAGAGAUGGCAGGAGAAGAGGCGACAACAAGCUCUGGAACAACACUCGAAAGAACUCCAACGUGGGCUGUGGCUACUGUUGUCUUCGUCUUGAUUUUGAUCUCCAUUUUUAUUGAACAUAUGCUCCAUCUUCUGGCUAAGUAUUUCAAUAAGAAAAGGAGGAAAUCUCUUAUUCAGGCUCUUGACAAGAUCAAAUCCGAACUGAUGCUGCUGGGGUUCAUAUCAUUGUUGUUAACUGUGACUGAAAAGCAAAUUGCAAAUAUUUGCAUCCCAAAGAACGUAGGUGAAAGUUUUCUCCCCUGCAGUGAUUAUUCAAAUGAUAGCGAGGAAGAAGCCAAAUGCGAAGAGCAGGGAAAGGUCUCAUUGUUGUCAAGACAAGGUGUGAGGGAACUUCAAUACCUAAUCUUUGUGCUGGCUUUCUUCCAUUGUUUGUCAUCCGUCCUCACGUUCAGUCUUGGCAUGGCCAAGAUGAGGAGGUGGGAAUCUUGGGAGGCAGAAACAAGAACAUUAGAGUAUCAAUUCUCAAAUGAUCCACGGAGGUUCCAACUUAUCCAUCAAACAUCAUUUGCAAGGCGACAUCUGAGAUUUUGGAGUGAACACAGGUUUCUUCGUUGGCCGGCAUGUUUUCUUCGACAGUUCUAUGCAUCUGUCUCCAAGGUGGACUACUUCACGCUUAGACAUGGGUUCAUCACGGCUCAUUUUGCAGAGGGAAGCAACUUUGACUUCCAAAAAUACAUAAAAAGAGCAUUGGAAAAGGACUUUGGAGUGGUUGUGGGAAUAAGCCUCUGGAUAUGGAUCUUCUCAAUGUUCUUCAUAUUCUUCAAUGCACAUGGUUUUCAUAAUUAUCUCUGGCUCCCUUUUAUUCCACUAUUGAUGUUGUUGCUGGUGGGAACACAACUGCAAGGCAUCAUAACUAAGAUGUGUCUGGAUAGCCAUGAGAAAUCUCAGGUUGUGAGAGGAACUUUUCUUGUUAGGCCUAGUGAUCAUUUCUUCUGGUUUGGCUGGCCCAAAUUGCUUCUCCACAUCAUGCACUUCAUCCUGUUUCAGAACUCCUUUCAACUAGCAUUCUUCACUUGGACUUGGUACAAAUUUGGGUUCAGAUCAUGCUUCCACAGAAAGACUGAAGACAUUGUCAUAAGAGUAGCAAUGGGAGUUUUGGUUCAAAUCCUUUGCGGCUAUGUAACCCUGCCUCUGUAUGCUUUGGUCACACAGAUGGGGACAUCGAUGAAGAAAGCUGUCUUUCCAGAAACUGUCGUGGAAGGUCUAAACAGAUGGCGAGCCAAUGCUAGGAAAAACGUUGCGGUCAGAAAUAACACCUCGCCGUGGCCUUCACUCGAGACCUCGCCUUCCUUUGGGACUUCACUUUCUUUCAGCCCGGACGCGUCUUAUUCUGUAAAAUAUGAGCAGCCAAUAUCGAAUUCUGAUCAGUACCUUCCGGUUGAGAUACAAGAGAUACAAGAUGAAGGAAAGGAAAGCAUAAGCAGAGAAACAGAGGAGCAUCAAAAGGGAGCUUCCUUCGGUGGUUUUGAUGUGAGAAAUGUAAAUAAUGAAAAGCAUGAUUAUUAAUCGGCCAUUGUUGAUGUACUGUUGUUAGAGUAAUUUCUUUGUAGUAUGAUCAUUUUGAUGGACGAGCCAAGGAAACAGUAUGAGGGUUUUCUUCUAA
This is a messenger RNA of Theobroma cacao (cacao), 1749 nucleotides long. RefSeq names its product MLO-like protein 6. The record is from RefSeq and is a predicted model, not a curated record. NCBI's taxonomy places the organism in Eukaryota, Viridiplantae, Streptophyta, Magnoliopsida, Malvales, Malvaceae. Gene Ontology annotation, cellular component: membrane. Gene Ontology annotation, biological process: defense response.